Messenger RNA from Penicillium atrosanguineum, 2352 nucleotides. Its product is annotated as KilA-N domain-containing protein. Lineage: Eukaryota; Fungi; Ascomycota; Eurotiomycetes; Eurotiales; Aspergillaceae. Gene Ontology annotation, molecular function: sequence-specific DNA binding; DNA-binding transcription factor activity. Gene Ontology annotation, biological process: positive regulation of transcription by RNA polymerase II. The coding region runs from base 1 to 2352 and encodes 783 amino acids. The record is from RefSeq and is a predicted model, not a curated record. Gene Ontology annotation, cellular component: nucleus. The transcript is spliced from 4 exons.
AUGCUGCAACCUUUCACCCUUUCAACAAAAAAGCACAAAGUCUUCAAACGGCUUGCCGGAUUCCUGUCUUCAGGUCCGACAGCCUCUCUUCUCUUCCUACUCUCUUCCCUCUUCUCCCGUGAAACCGAAAAGCUGGAGCUGCCGUCGAUCUCGCAGGUCCACACCCGCGGUCCUGCUGACAUCCCCUGGUACAGUCACCACGCGGCCGAACGUCCGCUACUGUCGGGCGACAAGCUUCCCGCGCUCAGCCUGCCCACUGCCACCCAGGCGCCGUCCCGUUCUCUCUACCAGGACGUGUCUGGAAGCUCGGCCACAUCCAGUGACCGCAGCAGUCUGUCGGGUGUCUCUGCGGUCCAGGAACCCAGGAGCCCACCGCCUUCGGAUCUGGCAAACCAAGGCCUGGAUUCAGACUAUAACAUCGGCCACCAGGGUUAUUACCCCAGUCCGACUUCGCUCGGGAGCAUGAAUCAGACUCAUCCGUACAUGGAUGUACAUUCCCAUUUGUCGUCCGCUCAAUCAUACGCUUCGCAAGGUGCGACCGCCGGCGCCAUGUCGCAUUAUCCCUACCAUCAGCAACCUCCGGUGCUGCAGCCGGCUUCUUCAUAUGGUCCUGCCUACUCGCAGUACGGAUAUCCCAGCGGUAUCACUUCACCGCCGACCGGUCACCCACCGCCGGCAAGCUCCAUGGGAGGUCAGAUGAAUCCGCAGUUGCUACCAAUUCCAGUCUCCAACCACCCUGUUGCUCCUGCAGGUUACGGAAACAACACUGGUGCCCCAUUGCAAGGCUAUAUUUAUGAUCCCACCGGCCAGGUCGCUCCUCCGGGAGCUAAGCCUCGCGUCACAGCAACCCUUUGGGAGGACGAGGGCAGUCUCUGCUACCAGGUCGAGGCGAAGGGUGUUUGUGUGGCUCGCAGAGAAGAUAAUCACAUGAUCAACGGGACGAAAUUGCUCAAUGUUGCAGGAAUGACUCGCGGCCGCCGCGAUGGCAUUCUCAAGAGCGAGAAGCUUCGCCACGUGGUCAAGAUUGGCCCCAUGCACCUGAAGGGUGUUUGGAUUCCUUUUGAGCGCGCUUUGGAAUUUGCCAACAAGGAGAAAAUCACUGAUCUCUUGUAUCCGCUCUUUGUGCACAACAUCGGUGGCCUGCUGUACCACCCAGCCAACCAAAAUCGGACCAACUUGGUCGUGCAGGAAUCGCAGCAGCGCCGCAUGGAAGGUCCUCCGGCGGGCCCUCAUCGUACUCCGACUGCUCCUCAGUCUUCGGCACUGCAUCACCACGCCAUGCAGACCCCCAUGUCCUCGCACAUGUCCCAGCCUUCCUCUAUGGGACCGCGUCCGGGGAUUGAUCGAGCCAACACCUUCCCUACUCCCCCCGCGAGUGCAUCCAGCCUGAUGGGUGUGACCAACCAGGGAAGCUCCUACGAAUGGGGCGGCCAGGGCAUGAACUCGGGAGUCCCUCAUACACAGCCGUUGUCGAUUGACACUGCAUUGAGUAACCAGCGCUCGAUGCCGACAACUCCAGCCACUACUCCCCCCGGCAAUAACAUGCAGGGAAUGCCGCCGUACCAGGGCCAUACCGGAUAUGACAACUCCAAGCCGUACUACUCGGCUGCGCCUCAUUCCCACUCUCAGUAUGCUCCGCACACGCCAAUGACUCAGUCGGGCAUGUCCAGCUAUGGCCAACCUCUUCCCGCGGUCGGCUAUAUGAAGAACGAGAUGGCCCCUCCCACUGGCCGUGCUCCUGGCUCCGAGGCCGACACUCCAGAGUUGAAGUCUGAUCGUUAUUCCCAGGGCAAUGGUGCCAACGAGGCUGUCCAAGAACAGGAACCUGAAUAUCUGCAGGACCAGGGAUCCGCGUACGGCGCCAACCGCAACUCGUACACUUACACGACCAACCCGUCAGUUGGAUCUCUUGCCGGCGAGCACUCGCAAUUGACUCCUGAGAUGACCGGAUCCCCGCAGCAAAACGGCUCGGGCCGCAUGACGCCUCGCACAAGCGGUGGCCCGCCUCCUCACUGGGCUUCUGGAUACAACACUCCUCCUCGCCCUCCCGCGGCCACGACUCUGUACAACGCAGUUAGUGACACUCGUGGUACUCCCGCCAACGGAACAUCGGAUCCUUACUCCAUGGCCUCCACGUCGACCCCUGUGUACUCGACCACCGUCAACGGAUCCCUCGGCUCAGGCAGCAAGCGCAUGCGUGAAGACGACGACGUCAUCCGCCCUGAGAGCGCCGGCGAAUACGAAAGCAAGCGCCGCAAGACCAUCACUGACGCCACUCUCGGAGGUCCCAUCGGAGGUGCUCCUCUCCUCCAGCCCAUGAAAACCGGCGGUGUGAUGAGCCGCCGCCGGUGA